Messenger RNA from Drosophila teissieri, 2178 nucleotides. RefSeq lists its product as uncharacterized. Lineage: Eukaryota; Metazoa; Arthropoda; Insecta; Diptera; Drosophilidae. Bases 1 to 2178 code for a protein of 725 amino acids. The record is from RefSeq and is a predicted model, not a curated record. The transcript has 4 exons. Gene Ontology annotation, molecular function: zinc ion binding; nucleic acid binding.
AUGGGAGGUAUUAUUGAACUGAGGCUGGGUCCCGUAUUGAAAAUGACCGACAGUAUCAUUAAACCGUUUCCGUGCGAGGUGAUCGACAAGACAAUCCUCCGAAAUGAAUGGGAGAAGUGGUUGAGGGCGUUUACAAUAUACCUCGAGGCCGAGGGUAUUGUUACCGAGAAGCGGAAGAGGAGUAAGCUACUGCUUUUGGGAGGAGUCCAGCUACAGUCAGUAGUAUACUCUCUACCUGGUGCGCUGGUGGAGCCCAGCGACGAAAAUAAAGAAGACAUCUAUAAUAUCCUCAUCGACCAUUUAAAUAAACACUUCUCACCGACGCAAAACUCAACGUUUGAAAGACAUCUAUUCAGAGGCCUGACACCGUUGGACACAGAAAGCUUUGGUGAUUUCAUGCUGCGACUCCGCCAACAAAUACAACGAUGUGCAUUCGGAUCCUCAAAAGCGGAGAUUGAGAAUAUAUGUCUAAAGGAUAAAAUCAUAGAUGUGUGGGCACCUCUAGACCUCAAGAAAAGACUUUUGGGAAAGGAGUAUUCACUAGAGGAAGUGAUCGAAGCAUGUCAGGUUGAGGAGCAGAUCAACAAAGAAUCAAAAGAAAUAACAUCAAGACCAAUUGCGGAACCCAUCUGUAAAAUUACACAUCGUGGUUUUAAACAGAGUGGGGAGUGCCCCAGAUGUGGAAAAUUCGGACACACACACAACGACCCAUCAUGUCCGGCAAGAAAUGUGACUUGCAAUAAAUGCUCGAAGCCUGGACACUUUGCCAGGAAGUGCCGAACUAACUUGAACGACCGAUUCCUUAAGUCCCAAAGGAAUAACCUGAAAAGGCCCCGCACGUAUAUUCGCUCUGUCGAAGAGAAGGCCACCAGCUCCAAACUCAAAAAGGGCGAGACACAUUGCUUUAAAGUGUCAAGCGGAGAUGAGGAGGAGUUCAUACGAUGCCGAGUGGGAGGCCGUGAAAUUUCUUUGAUUAUUGACUCGGGGUGCAAGUUUAACCUUAUCAGCCACGCGGACUGGUCUCUGCUAGUGAAGAGAAAAGCCACAGUCUUUGACGUAAGAACUCAUACAGAAAAGCAAUUCCGAGCCUAUGCCUCUAAUAAAUUACUACGAGUAAUGUAUAUUUUCGAGGCCCCAAUUUCCGUUGAGCCGGGUACCGAAGAGAUAGCCUCAUUUUACGUGAUUGAAAAUGGAGAACAAUCUCUGCUGGGCCGAGACACGGCUAUAGAAUUAAAAGUCCUCCGACUGGGAAGAAACAUUAACCGUAUUGAGGAAAUGGAGCCUUUUCCAAAAUGGAAAAACAUUGAAGUAAGCCUUUCCAUAGAUUAUGAUGUGAAACCCGUUCAACAACCAGUGAGACGAAUCCCGGCAGCGCUCGAGGACAAAGUCAUGAAAAAACUGGAUGAAGCCCUGAGUCGAGAUAUAAUUGAACAACUCAAAGAGGCUAAAUUCUUCGCACGCCUAGACCUCAAGGACGCCUAUCACCAACUGGCCCUUGAUGAAUCGAGCCGGGAAAUAACAACGUUCAUAGCUCCAAGGGGACUUUUCCGCUAUAAGCGUUUGAUGUUUGGAGUAAAUUCUGCUCCCGAAAUUUUUCAACGCCUUCUCGAGCAGAUGCUAUCUGCGGUACCUAACGCCAUGAACUUCAUCGAUGAUAUCAUCAUCUUUGGCGCAACUGACCUCGAAAUCGACAGCGCCGUAAAAGAAGUAUGCCAGAUCUUCCAGGAAAAUAAUGUCCUACUGAAUAAAGAAAAGUGCAUCUGGAAGACAAGCAAACUAAAAUUCCUCGGACAUAUUUUAUCCGACAAGGAAAUAGAAGUCGACCCUGAGAAAAUUGACGUCAUCCGAUCUUUCAGAGACCCAAAGAACAAAGAAGAAACGCGGAGCUUCCUCGGUUUGGUGACCUACGUCGGGAACAAAUUCACCUGGGGCGAAGCCGAGAAAACUGAUCACAAGCCCUUGGAAGCCAUUUUCAAACCAACAUCCAAGCCCCCAGCUCGCAUUGAAAGGUGGCUGCUGCGGCUCCAGGCAUAUACGUUCACCGUUAUCUAUAAGUCCGAAAGAGACAACAUAUCGACUCUGUCAACUACCGGCGGUAGAACCAAUCGACCACAAGACGGAAUGCAGCAUCCUUCGCGUCGUACAGAGCUCUAUCCCAAGAUCUAUGACAAUUCAUGA